This is a messenger RNA of Fusarium falciforme, 1869 nucleotides long. RefSeq lists its product as hypothetical. Bases 1 to 1869 code for a protein of 622 amino acids. Gene Ontology annotation, biological process: DNA-templated transcription; regulation of transcription by RNA polymerase II. Gene Ontology annotation, cellular component: chromatin. Gene Ontology annotation, molecular function: RNA polymerase II cis-regulatory region sequence-specific DNA binding; zinc ion binding; DNA-binding transcription factor activity, RNA polymerase II-specific. The record is from RefSeq and is a predicted model, not a curated record. Lineage: Eukaryota; Fungi; Ascomycota; Sordariomycetes; Hypocreales; Nectriaceae. The transcript has 5 exons.
AUGCCGGAUCCUCCGGUUCUUCAAGACCCCGCAGAGGGCCAGCUCAGCCUGCCUCUGCUUGACUUUGGUCCUCUGCCUGAUGACCUCUUCGACGUCGCGGAUUUUGACCAAACCGAGAUCCCUGACUGGAUGGAGUUGUCUUGGACUGCAACACCUGUAAUGGGUACGGCUGGAACCACCAGAGGGCCACAUGCCACCUUGCCCUACGAAGCCCUACGUGUCCAAGAUACGCAUGGCUUCAGCCCUCGGGACCAUCGGGCAAACGCGACACCCACGAAUCUGCAUGUACCCAAGGAAAGGAAUGGCGGCUUGAACGAAGCAUUCACCGCCGAUGUGCAUGUACGCGAUUGGAUCUGCCAAGAUCUGGUGGAACGGCAUGUCCCAGAACACAAGCUCGAGGAGAUUCCCACUGAAAAACUCUGUCAGGGCUUCCUUUCAAGCUACAUGGACUGUUUCCAUGGCCACUUCCCUAUAAUUCACCGGCCAACUUUUACCUCUACAACAACUCCGAGUCCGCUGCUCCUCAUCAUGUGUAGUAUCGGUGCAUUGUAUCGCCUCGAUCGACGGAGAGCGAAAAGCUUGUACGAUAUCACUGUACGCUCCAUCGAACAGGUACGUUAUCCGCUGCGAAUAUCUGAAGGAUUGGCUAACCUCGGCGGUGACGACGAGCUGGUGUCUACUGCUAUGGCCGAGAACGGAUUUUAUACCUUGGUGUACGAAACGAUUCGCCAGUCUCUCAAAGAUCAAGCCGCGGACCACAGAACGCUCUCAUGGCCUGAAUGGAUCCAGCACGAGACCCGAAAAAGAACCUUGGGUGGAAUCUUUAUCGUCAGCACCCUCAAUAUGAUCAUCUACAAUGUCAACCCCGGCCUUCAUCCCGCCGAAGACCUGGACUUUGAGGCUUUUGACGAUGAAAGCCACUGGAAUGCCAGGACAGCAAGCGAGUGGCGUGAACUCCGAACCACCUGGCAUCAACCAGAAUAUCUGACCAUGCGGGAAAUGCUCAUGGACCUCGUUUCGGAUGAUUCUAGUCGUUUAAAGAACCGAUCUCGAGUUUCUCCAUUCUCGGCGUGGGUAAUCACACACGCCUUUGUAGUCUAUACGUGGCAUCUAUUUCAAGUGGCUCCGCCGACCUCGUCCGCGAUUUUAGGUGCCAACGUUGCGUCUUUACUACUUCACUCGGCAAUGCAGUCUCUCGCGAGAUACCAUGAGCUACUGGAAGAAAGUGCCGAUACGAAUCCAGAGGAAUUGACUCACACGGUCAAGCCUUCGUUGAUAUCGAGCUGUCGGUCAAUCCUCCCCCUUGCAUACAUCCGACUCUUCGGUUCCGCUAUCCACCUCAAUCGCCUGAGCUUGAUAUCUCGGGACUCAGGCUCGGUUGAAGCAUCUGUGGCGGUGUUUGCAUCGACGAAAAUGAUAAAGACGCCUUAUCUGCUCGAUGUUGUACGACGGCCGUUUGACGGUCUAAGAAGGACAGUCAAGAUAGGACAUUUGCUCAUGCGCAAAACGGCAGCAUUCCAUUGGAGUGUUGAGCAUGCCGUUGCGGCUUGGGACUGUGCUCUUUUUGUGACCAAAUGGGUACAUGCCGUAGAACUUGAUGCCUUGAGCGACACCCUUGCCAGUCCCGCCGAGGCCCAGCUUCUGGAAUCAAUGAAGCAAGUGCUUGAUGAGACAGAAUGCAGUUUCAGGGAAGGGUUGUCUCUAGCUGCUGCACUGGCAAGACUAUGGAGUUUGAGUCUCCAAGACGUUUGGGUAUGGGGUAUUACUCCCCGGAUGGGGACCAUCCUGUCAAGCCUGGCUACCACGUACCAGCGAAUCAAUGAUAUGAACCGUCACCGCAGCUUUGCGGAGGGUGGUUUAUCCCAUUAA